AUGGUGGAGUACCUCCAACAGGCAGAGGUCAACAGGCCGUACCCCUAUGUCCUUGCCCUAGGAGAUGAAGGUUUUUGCUCACAGGCUUUUGUUGUCCUUAGUCCUUUCCAAUGGCUGGGCCAGCAGAUGAAGGACAUUUCUGGAGAUGGAGGAGUCCUGAAACAGGUGGUCCAACCUGGAACAGGCCUGUAUUUACCCAAAGAUGCUUCAGUAUCAAUUCGUUUCUCUGGCUUUCUGGAAUAUUCAGACAAACCUUUUGACAGCAAUACACAGCUGAGGCACCCACACAUGAUGAAACUAGGGCGAGAGCUGACUCUGACUGGCCUGGAGCUUGGUCUGUUGUCCAUGAGGAAAGGAGAGUUUUCCCGUUUUCUCCUGAAUCCUCAGUAUGCCUAUGGGAAGAUGGGCUGCCCUCCGCUCAUUCCCCCUGCAGCCACAGUCCUGUUCGAGGUGCAGGUCAUCGACUUCUUCGACUUUACCCGAGUGGACAGCUUUACCCAAUUGAAUCUGGAGGAGCAGAAUGGUUUACCUCUGUCCACACUCCUCGACGUGGUCAACAUGCUGCGCAACUUCGGCAAUCGUUGCUUCAAACAGAGCAGAUACUUCAUCGCCAUAGAAUACUAUAAACAGGCGGUUGUACUGCUUAGGAACAGGAAGACUGGGACAGUGGAGGAGAGAGAUGGGGUGAAUGCAGCCCUCCUGCCCCUCUACACCAACCUGUCCCUGAACCAUCUCCGUCUGGAAAGCCCCCAGAAAGCAUUGAAGAACUGCAGCAAGGCUUUGGAAAUAGACCCCAGCAACACCAAGGCCCUUUAUCUCUGUGGACAGGCCUACUUGGAGAUGUAUGAUUAUGAGAAGGCCCAUGAUUAUCUCGUAAGGGCUCAAGCAAGGAAGCCCUUUGACAGAGAUAUUAACAGCCUACUGAUGAUGGCUGCCAUAGGCUAUAAAGAUGACUUGGACAAACAAAAAGAUAUGUACUCCAAAAUGUUCAAGACUUCAGGGUACUGCGUACAACGUGAAGGUGAGAUGCCUCUGAUCCCAGAGAAGUCUAUGACACUUCUGGACACGGUUAACAUAAGGUUCCCUAUCGGCAGCCAUACCAACAUGGACCCUGGCUCUGUCGAAUGA
Molecule: messenger RNA, 1128 nt
Organism: Lampris incognitus (smalleye Pacific opah)
Lineage: Eukaryota; Metazoa; Chordata; Actinopteri; Lampriformes; Lampridae
Gene: fkbp6
Product: FKBP prolyl isomerase 6
Exons: 9
Coding region: 1-1128 (375 amino acids)
Molecular function (GO): protein binding; peptidyl-prolyl cis-trans isomerase activity
Source: RefSeq, a predicted model, not a curated record